GUGAGAAAUACAAACAUUUGAAUGGACUUAGAGGUGAAAGGCGUGGCCGCCUCUAGGAGUCAGACUCGGCUGUUUUCUGGAAGAAAGAAUUCCCUGCAACAAGGAUGGACUUCCAGAUCAUGGUCAAUCCAAAAUUCCUGCCUACCUAUGGUCCCGCCACUUGAUCUGGGAAGCCUUGUUGACUCCGAUGAGGAGGAUAAUUUUUCCCAAGCACCACGUGGUACAGUCCACGUUCGCCUUAACCCACCACGGUCACAGCCUGCUCUGGGUUGGGUUAUGCCGUGUCAAAGACCAUAUCCUCAGCAUCAUCUCCAUGAAGUGGAACACGACACAAUAACUGAGGAUCUGCCAGCGCCAACAGGCAAAUAUAAGCUCAAGUACCAGCAGUACGCGAGUGAAAUGAAGGAUGGCUACAGACGAUACAUCCAGAGGAGUGCAGAGAGGCCAAAGGCAGCAAGCAGACCAGAGAAAACCGAGAAGCAAGAGGCAGGGGAGGACUGUGUGAGAGUGGACCGAGACAGUCUGGAUGACCUCAUGACUUUGGAUAAGAAAGCUCUCUUACAGCAAGAUUAUGCAGAGAGCUCUUACUGUAGACGCAGCAGCGCAAGGAAUUCAGAUGUGGAGACUGUGGCUAUAGAGAAGAAGAAACAGACCGUUGCAGAGCAAAUGAUGAUCGACCACUUGUCCAGGGCUGUCAUCAGUGAUCCAGAACAAGAUUCAAACACCAAAAAUCAAGAGAGUUCUCAUGUCCCUCCAGACUCAGAGAGGGCGCCACUUCGAGUCAGGAGAAGAACUCUGCAUGAAACAAAGAUAAGAACCAACUCCACAUUAACAGAGAAUGACCUUUCUCAGAAAGUAGAAUUCGAAGGGAGGGUCUUAUCAAGAAAUGGACGUGAUGCCUGCAGGGAACUGAUUGGGUUUUUCUUUACCCACGAUCAGUCCCUAACCGUGUAUGAAUAUCGAGUGUUCGGGAAAAACAGAACAAGUGUGCUUCCUUUUAUUAAAAAAGACAUUUAUUGUCAUCAGUAUGGACGAAGAAAAGGAAAGCAAUAUGAGCUUGGUGACUUCUAUACUGGUGCAACUUUGACAUUUUUGAGCUGUGAUCAUCCUAGCCUUCCAAAGACGAUAAAAGAAAAUGCAUUGCUUAGACUUCGAAUUACAAAUAUUGAUCAAGUGGCUUUGAAUUCUCUGAAAGUGGCCUCUGCGGAACGUGGGGAAGAAGACACAGUCAGUGAGGAGGCGCAUGAUCAGCUGGUGCUGCAGGCCAUUCAGGAUAAACUGAAAGAACAAGUGCACAAGAAGGGCGUUCGCAUUUUGACUGGAUUGGGGAAAUACUUCCAACGUUUGGACAAGGAAGGGAAUGGGCUUUUAGAAAAGGCAGAUUUUCGGAGAGCUCUGAAAACCUUUCACUUGGAAGUGUCUGAACAGGACUUUGAGUCUUCCUGGCUAAUUCUUCAAGGCCAUGGCCAAGGCAAGGACAAGGUGGAUUAUGGAGAAUUCAGACGUGCCAUUUUUGGUGAGAUGAAUGAAUAUAGGAAAUCAUUUGUUCGCAAGGCCUUCAUGAAACUGGAUUUUAACAAAACUGGCAUCGUGUCUGUUAUAGACAUAAGAAAGUGUUACUGUGCAAAGAAGCAUCCACGUGUGGUUUCAGGGCACUCAACAGAGGAGGAAAUCAAAUCAUCUUUCCUAGAGACAUUAAAAGGCACCUGCAGCAAGUAUGAUGAAGUUUCAUAUGGUGAAUUUGAAGAUUACUAUGAAGGCCUAAGUAUAGAGGUAACAAGCGAUGAAGACUUUGUUAACAUCUUACGUACUCCAUGGGGAAUUUAG
Messenger RNA from Apodemus sylvaticus (European woodmouse), 1827 nucleotides. RefSeq names its product calcyphosine 2 (gene Caps2). The record is from RefSeq and is a predicted model, not a curated record. Gene Ontology annotation, molecular function: calcium ion binding. The transcript is spliced from 18 exons. Lineage: Eukaryota; Metazoa; Chordata; Mammalia; Rodentia; Muridae. The coding region runs from base 22 to 1827 and encodes 601 amino acids.